Molecule: messenger RNA, 3849 nt
Organism: Nothobranchius furzeri (turquoise killifish)
Lineage: Eukaryota; Metazoa; Chordata; Actinopteri; Cyprinodontiformes; Nothobranchiidae
Gene: usp46
Product: ubiquitin specific peptidase 46
Biological process (GO): protein deubiquitination
Cellular component (GO): nucleus; cytosol
Molecular function (GO): cysteine-type deubiquitinase activity
Source: RefSeq, a predicted model, not a curated record
GGAAACUUGACUCGUCAAAAGCAUAUGAACACACACGUUCUGCUUUUGUUUCCGUUUGGUUGUGGUUUCACCGGUUCCAUCCUGCAGCCUGUUACACAUGUUUGCUCGUAGCAAUCAAAGGCUGAGAUUCGUGGGUUUGUUUUGUACGUUAGCAGCAGCGUUGCCUUUAAUGUGAUCUGGAUUUUGAGGUGAAGGGCAGGUGCAUGUUGGUCCUUCAGAGCAGAGCUGACAAGAGUCUGACUGUUCUCUACCGUCCGCGGUGAGGAAGCUCAUUAUGUGAGUGAACAAUGCGAUCAUUGUUGGGAGCCAGCUUUGGUCAGCUGCUUCAUCCCUAGAGGUUUCUCUGACUUCUACAUUCUCAGUUUUCCCCUCUCGCAUACAUUUACCUGCACAGUGAGUCUAUCACAUGGGAAUGGCUAUUCUCUCCUGUUGUCAUGAGAGUUUAAUGUUGGAAGUGGGCAAAAAGAUGCAUUUAGUUUCACAAGUGAGUACAAUUCAUUUUAAUUUACGCGUUGUCUUCCAUUCAUCUGGGUCUGAGUUCUCAGGCUCACCUAAGCCACUUCUCUCAGCAGCUUCAGUGGGAAGCCAAGGCAUUCCCAGUCCAGUUUAGAUGUCCUGGGUUGGCUCUGGGUCCUCCUGACAGCAGCACAUGCCUCCUCCAGGAGGUAUCCUAACAAACUCAACUGACUCCUCUCAGUGAGGAGGAGCAGUGGCUCUACCUCAAGUACCUCCCAGAUGCCUGAACUCACCACGUCACUAACCCAGCCUUUCCUCUGGAUGCGUAUAUAGCAUAUAAUGUAAUGGGUGUGUUCUACCCAGCACACUCAACACACCACACACAGAAGGGAUAUUUCAUAACCAGGUUAAAAUAUAAAACACUUGCUCUUUUCCAGAUUGCAAGAUAGAAAAAGAGAAGAAACAAGGAGUGUGCAUGAAGGUGCGUGCCGAUGAGCAGGGCAGGCGAUUGCUUGGGGGUCCCUAGGUCACUAGGGGUCAGACCAAAGGUGUUGGACACAGGAAAGUAGUCUCCGAGACAUGACAGUAGUGAGACACAUGGGUGGCACCAGGUAGUAGCUAGGGGUUGCUAAAGCAACGGCACGUUUAGCCAAGCAACAGCUUAGCAACCCCUGCUCUUGAACCCCGCCCGCCACCACCCCAACCUCCCAGGGCUCUUCAGUCCGUGCCGAUGGAUGCUGGAGAGUAUAUGACUAGAUAUUAUGUCCCGCUUUGUGUGGGACUCCCGCAUUUUCAUUACUUUUCGCUCGCACGGCAGGUUGAGAGUUCAAAGCUUGCACAAACUGCGUGGUGAAAGCUGUGGCUGUCAAUUAAAACAGGAGGCGGGGCUUUAACCCAAGCAGAGGUGAGGCCUGCCGGACACUUGCUCCACCGGUCCCUCCAACCACCACCAGCAGGCCAUGAACAGACCUGUUCGAUAACUACAUGCAGCAGGAUGCCCACGAAUUCCUCAAUUACCUACUGAACACGGUGGCUGACAUCCUGCAAGAGGAGAAGAAGCAAGAGAAGCAGAACGGGCGCCUGAAGAACAACGGCACCGCUGUGGCCACCGAUAACGAGAUGGAGAACAAGACCGAGCCCACGUGGGUUCAUGACAUCUUCCAAGGCACGCUGACCAAUGAGACGCGCUGCCUGAACUGUGAAACGGUAAGCAGCAAAGAUGAAGAUUUUCUGGAUCUUUCUGUGGAUGUGGAGCAGAAUACAUCAAUAACACACUGUCUCAGGGACUUUAGCAACACAGAGACAUUGUGCAGUGAAUACAAAUACUACUGUGAAACAUGCUGCAGUAAGCAAGAAGCACAGAAACGGAUGCGAGUGAAGAAGCUUCCCAUGAUCCUGGCGCUGCACCUCAAGAGGUUUAAGUACAUGGAGCAGCUGCACCGCUACACUAAACUGUCCUACCGGGUGGUUUUCCCUCUAGAACUUCGUCUCUUUAACACGUCAGGGGAUGCUGUUAAUCUGGACCGCAUGUAUGAUCUGGUAGCAGUGGUGGUUCAUUGUGGAAGUGGUCCAAACCGAGGUCAUUACAUCACCAUAGUGAAGAGUCACGGCUUCUGGUUGCUGUUUGAUGACGACAUCGUGGAGAAAAUCGACGCCCAGGCCAUUGAGGAGUUUUACGGUCUUACCUCAGACAUUUCCAAGAACUCCGAGUCGGGAUACAUCCUCUUCUACCAGUCCAGAGAGUGACUCUGCUGCUGGUUCAGGCACAGAUCCCCCCUUCCUCAUCCCUAUCCUACUCCUCCAACUUCUCUGACAAAUGUGCCAUCCCUUCAUCCCUGAGCUCAUCCUCUGGGUUGUACAAGUGCUUCAUCUCUUUAUCUGUGAAAUCUGACUCUUGUCUUUUAGUCACCUGCAUCUGGACUGCACUUUAAAACAAAAAGGCUCAACAGCACGGUGGUAACAGACAAGAAAGCGGUCGGGGAGCCUACAGAUCAGAAACUGACGUAUCUGUUAUCUGUUAGUAAGGUCUUCUUCCUUAAUGUGCCACCCUGUUUGAACCCUGUUAUUAGGGCUAUUUCCACAGCUUUCUUUUGUCUUUGUUUUGUUUCUGUCUCUAAAGGAUGCACGAGGCGUGAAGACGAGCACUGUAAAAUACACACGCACUACAAAAGGGUUUCAAGCAAUAUACAGGAGAAGCUACCUGAGCUGUAGUUAGACCCGGUUUGAUCAGAAGCUCUAACUAAACACAGGUUUCCCAUCAGGAUCUUCGAAAUAUACCCAGCCUUUAAAUUUUUAUUCAGAUGGAAAAAAAUGCUAUUUAUGACACAUAUUUAUUAUUGUUGUUUUCCUAAUACAGAUGGGUAAAAUGAUGGUGUGUGAAAAGGUGCUCAUUGCAGGUGAGACGUCUGCUUAACCUGUCUUGACUGACGUGGAACAUAGUGCAAUAUGUGGUGAUCUAAAGUGAGUGGUUUUGGUUUUGGUUGAUAGUGAUGUACCUUUUGUUGUUCGUUCGAGUCAAAGUAAAUCCCCCUCUCUACCCGACACAGCUGGAAGCUUGGCCACAUCUCUCUCUUCAGCUGAACACUGUGUUCAUGUUUUUUUUAUCUUCAAAUGACCGCUCACUAGGUUUCUCCUGAUUGUUCAAAUGUAGCAGUGGAGUCUGGAAACCCUGGACCAUGCGAUAUUGUUUGUACUGUAGGAGGGUUGGUUUGACCGUUCUAGAGUAUUUGUUUUUUAUGUGACAUUCCUGUUUGCUGCGCAUCAAACAUCACCAUUUCAGACACUGUUACGUUGUUUUUUCUGUGCAGAACUGAAGGUGAAAGAUUCAGAGAUUCUUGUUUGUGACUGAACUGCUGAAGAAUUUGUGCCAAAACCAGACUGGACACCUACUUUGCAGCCGUCUUAAACAGAUUAUUUUCUUUGUAAAGAUACAGUUGUACAUAUAAAUUAUGUAGAAGAAAUAAACACUUGUAGAAAUAGGAAAAUAUUUUUUUAAAGUGAACAUCUCAACAUACUCAUUGCAAAGGCUUCAGCUCAACGCUGUUCUACAAUAACAAAUACAUAUUCCAUCAGAGAAACAUGAAGAUGUUUGCAUCUGGGCUUUUAGAAAAUGUUGACAGAAGCAGACGUGUGAGAGGAAAGGGACUGUUUUUAUUACGCCGAUCUUCCAUUAACUUUAUGCACUUAUCCUUACUGGGGUGCUUGGUCCUGUGGGGUGUCAUACUGGUCAGAGUCCCGCUCCGGCUGGGACAAGAUGGAGGAGACAACUGCGUCGCUGAUGGUUAAUUGUAAGUGCACUUUAAUAGUGAUGAGCUUUGAUGCUUUAACAUGACAAACCGCAGUCUAACAUGAUGUUUCUCUUCUGUUCAAUAAAAUGAAAACCGACUCUCCAAA